Molecule: messenger RNA, 3318 nt
Organism: Eimeria mitis
Lineage: Eukaryota; Apicomplexa; Conoidasida; Eucoccidiorida; Eimeriidae
Exons: 7
Coding region: 1-3318 (1105 amino acids)
Source: RefSeq, a predicted model, not a curated record
AUGCUAGAGAGAGGAGGAGGGGUGUGGGGGGGCCCCCUGAGGGAGGUGUGGCUGCUGACAGCAGCAGAAAUGCAGCUGCAGCAGGUGCAGCAGCUGCUGGGCUCGCUGCUGGUGGGGGAUAGACGCUUCGGUUGUCUCACCGGGGCGGGCUUUCAUCUGGCUUGGCUCGCGCUGCAGCACCUGCAGCAGCUCAGCAGCAGCAGCAGCAGCAGCAGCAGCAGCAGCAGCAGCGGCAGCAGUGGGAGUGGCAGUGGGAGGAGCAGCAGCAGCAGCAGCAGCAGCAGCAACAGUACGCUGCAGCAACAGAGAUUAGGGCAAGCUGCUGUAGAUACUAGCAGCAACAGCAGCAGCAGCAGCAGCAGCAGCAGCAGUGAUUGGAAAAAGCAGGACUCUGCUGCUGGUGCUGCUGCAGCAGCAACAACAGCAGCACAAACAGCAGCAGCAGCAGCAACAGCAGCAGCAGCAGCAGGGAAGAAGCAGCACGUCCCCUGGCAGCAAACGUACGGCUACGAUGAUACUGAAUGGCCCCGCUUUGUAUGCGGAUCCAUAGACAGAAGGUGGUGUCUCCAGCAGCGGAAUGUAAAGGUCCCUAUAGAGGCGCAGCGCGGGCAGCCAGAGGGCCCCCAACCCAGCAGCAGCAGCAGCAACAGCAGCAGCAGCAGCAGCAGCAGCAGUAAUAACAAUAGCAGCAGCCCUGCCAGCAGCAGCAGCUCGAACCGCCCAGCAGCAGCAGCAGCAGCAGCAGCAGGAGCGGAGACAGGGGUGUGUUCUCCUUCUACGCCAGCAGCAGCAGCAGGAGCAGCACCAGCAGCAGCAGCAGAGUCAACCCCAGCAGCAACAGCAGCAGCAGCAGCAACAGCAGCAGCAGCAGCAGCAGCAGCAGCAGCAGGAGGAAGCAAGAGAGCAGCAGCAGCAAACGAAGUGGCGCUGCAGUUCGAGGAGUUUCCUCUAUCUGCUGCUGCUCUCUUCUGGCCCCAGCCCCUGCCCCUACCAGCUUCUCUCUAUCCAGGUUUACAAAUCCAGGUGUCUCUGCACAUGGGCCCCCGCAAAGCGAUUUGGUGGUUAGAUGCAGAGAUAACACAAGUAAGAGACGGAGACAUAUACUGUAGGCUGCUCAGCAGCAGCAGCAGCAGCAGCAGCAGCAGCAGCAGCAGCAGCAGCAGCAGUGGCAGCAGCGGCAGCAGGAGGGGGAGGAAGGGAAGAGGAAGGGCUGCUCAGGGAGAAGAUACGGCAGAGGAAAGCAGUGCUGCUGCUGCUGCUGCUGCUGCUGCUGCAGCAGCAGCAGCAGAAGAGGAGGAGGAAGCAGCAGCAGCAGCAGCAGCAACACCUGAAACAGCAGAAACAGAAGAAGCAGCAGCAGCAGCAGCAGCAGCAGCAAGUAAGAUAUCACCACAAGAAGCAGCAGGAAGAGAGAAAAAAAGCAGCAGCAGAAAAAAACAAAUAAAAACAAAGACAGAAGGGUUUACAGACAAGCCCGCAUUCAAGGAGCCGCAGCCAUACCCCAUAAGGAAUUUCUGUGCUCCUCAAGCCCCCGUUGCUGCUCCUUCUUCUCGCUGCUGGCGGCUGCGUCCUCGGCGGCUAUCAGCAGCAGCAGCAGCAGCAGCUGCUGCUGCUGCUGCUGAUACUACUGCUGCUGCUGCUGCUACAGGGGGCCCCUCAUCACCCGCUGCUGCAGCAAGCCCCUUAUUGCCUGCUGCAGCAGGGGGCCCCCCAUCACCAACAGCAGCAGGGGGGCCCUCAUCAGCUGCAGCAGCAGCAGAAGGCCCCCCCGCCUCAGCAGCAGCAGCAGCAGCAGCAGCAGCAGCAACAGCCCCGGCCUCAUCAGCAGCAGCAGCAGCAGCAGCAGCAGCAGAUGAGAUGCAGCAGCAGGAGAUAGAUAGUAUAGAGAAAUGCCUGUACCCUGGUUCUUGUCUUUGUGUUUCUGCUGCUGCUCUCGGCUUACGGUACCCGCAGCAGCAGCAGCUGCUGCCUCCUUAUUUAUAUAAAGAUGUAGUAGUGCAUCGUGUCUUCUAUGGGGCCCCUGCAGCAGCAAACUCAUCUGCUGCUGCUGCUGCUGCUGCUCCUGCUGCUGCUGCUGAUGCUGCUGAGGGAGGGGGGGAAGGAGGCGGAGGCAGCAACAGCAACAGCAGCAGCAGCAGCAGCAGCAGCAGCACAGAAGACGAAGGAGACAGAGACCCCAGCCCGCUGCCGUCUACUGCAGCAGCAACACCAGCAGCAGCAACAGCAGCAGCAGCAGCAGCAGCAGCAGCAGCAGCAGGCAGCAGCAAGCGAGUCUCUCCAGCCCCUGAAAGAAAAGGGGCGGGGGCCCCCUCACCUGCUGCUGCUGCUGCUGCUGCUGCUGCUGCUGCUGUUGCUGCUGCUGCUGCUGCUGAUGAUGAUGAUGAGGAAGCAGAGCGCUGCUACGAUGGCUGCUGGUCAAAGAGCGGCAUUACACACAUUCAAGUGUACAUAAUAUCUCUGCGUCGUUCUCGUCUGCUUUCUGUUUCUUCUCUGUUGCUGCCUCUCUCUUUUUAUAAACUUGAGUAUGACUUGCAUGCACACUUCCCUUCUGCUGCUGCUUCUCUUGCUGCAGCACAAAGACAAGCAGCAGAUUUCUUCUGGACUGUACCCAGGGCCCUCUCUAUCAUGGGGGCCCCCGGGGGGCCCCCAGGGAGGAGACGCAGAGACGGAGCAGCAGCAGCAACAGCAGCAGCAGCAGCAGCUGCUGCUGCUGCUGCUGCUGCUGCUGCUACUUCGUCUUCACAGGAUAUCUCAGUUGCAGCAGAUUCUGCUGCAGCAGCACCACAAACGGCAACAGCAGCAGCAACAGCAGCAGCAGCAGCAGCAGCAGAAGCUAUAUGGGAUGAGAAGACACGCAGCCCCGCUCGUGAUUGGGCCUCUUUCCCUCCUUUCUGUAUUAUUUAUUUCUCUCUCUAUUCUCGUUCUCUUUAUAAACUCAAUUCUGCUGCUGCUGCUGCUGCUGCUCUCCGUCUGCUGCAACCCGAAAUAGAUUGGGGGGCCCUCAAUCAAGGUGUAUGGGCCCUCAGGGGCCCCCAGUGGCAGCGGGGCCCCUCUCUCCCCUUUGCUGCAGUCAUGGGGGCCCCCCCCAUGGGGCCCCCAGUACCCCGUCUCCCCUGCAUCCUUCAUCACCCCAGCGAGGGGCCCCUACCCCCAGGCAAACUGGGGGCCCCCCAGUACCCCGUCUCCCCUGCAUCCUUCAUCACCCCAGCGAGGGGCCCCUACCCCCAGGAGUACCCCGUCUCCCCUGCAUCCUUCAUCACCCCAGCGAGGGGCCCCUACCCCCAGGCAAACUCAGUGCAGCUCUGCAGCCAUGGAUAA